Messenger RNA from Saccharomycodes ludwigii, 1032 nucleotides. It is a transcript of the gene TAD3, whose product is annotated as Tad3p. Gene Ontology annotation, molecular function: tRNA-specific adenosine-34 deaminase activity. The coding region runs from base 1 to 1032 and encodes 343 amino acids. Gene Ontology annotation, cellular component: cytoplasm; nucleus. The transcript has a single exon. The record is from RefSeq and is a predicted model, not a curated record. Lineage: Eukaryota; Fungi; Ascomycota; Saccharomycetes; Saccharomycodales; Saccharomycodaceae.
AUGGUUAAAAAGAUUAAUAAUCCAGUAAAAAUUGACUAUGUCAACUGUAUAGUAGAAGACACACUAAAACAAAUUAAACCAUCACUAUUAAUAACAUUUUCUGACAGCAACAGUAACGAUAAUUGCAAUAAUGGCUUGGACGAAAAUCAGAAACCUUUAAACUUUAUAAAAUGUUUAUUAAUCCAAAUUAAGUCCACUGAUACACCAAAGUUUUUAAAAUUUAUCAAAGAAUAUUGUUCUGCAGACAUUUUAAGUAGAAUGCCGCAUAUUAAAAGAAUUAAAAAGAUAAAUAAACAAGAUCUGCUUUUAUUACUAUGUUCACUUGAUUUUUUACCAAAUAUACUUGAAUUUGAAGAAUUUUUGUCGAAAAAAAACUUGCACUUGGCAUACAAUAAGCCAAGAAAUGAUUGUAAUAGCACUUUGGAAUAUAUUGAUAUACCCGAAAUAUACCCACCUUCCAAAGAUAUAUGCAGUUGCUGGAGUGAAAUUUAUUGGCCCAUGACCUGGAGAGGCAAUCCGAAUGAUCAGAUUUUAAAUGAUAUGGAAUACAAUAUGACUGAAAUCAAAAAUAACCUGCAAUUAAUUUGCGAAAAAAGUAAUAUGAAAUUCAAAGAAGAAGAAGAAGCUAAGGUAUCAUCGAAGGCAUUACCCGUUGUUACACUAUUUGUUAAUAAGAAAACCGGGGAAGCUAUUCUUUCAACUGAUGAACGUCACAAGAGCAGACCUAUAGAUCAUAGUAUAAUGUGUGGCAUUAGAGACGUUUGUGCUCAGCUAAGUGAGGAUGGUUAUCUUUGUUUAGAUUACGAGGUAUAUACCACACAUGAACCCUGUUCUAUGUGCUGUAUGGCAUUAAUUCAUUCAAGGAUAUCUAGACUGUUUUACCUUAAAGACAUGCCGAAAACUGGGUGUUUAAAAAACAACUAUCAUAUGCACAGCAUCAAACCCUUAAACAGUAGCUAUCAUGUUUUCCAGUGGGUAAACGAAAAAAUACCACUUGCUGUUCCAAACAUAGAUCCAGACGUGUGCGUAUAA